Molecule: messenger RNA, 887 nt
Organism: Amphimedon queenslandica
Lineage: Eukaryota; Metazoa; Porifera; Demospongiae; Haplosclerida; Niphatidae
Product: regulator of nonsense transcripts 1-like
Exons: 5
Coding region: 37-711 (224 amino acids)
Molecular function (GO): 5'-3' DNA helicase activity
Source: RefSeq, a predicted model, not a curated record
GAUCCACACUUGAUAACAUUGGAACUACAGUAUAGAAUGCAUUCAUUCAUAUGCCAAGGACCAUCAAAUAUUUUUUAUGAUGGUAUAUUGAAAGCUGAUCAAAUUGUUGAAGAUAGAGGUCCACUAACUCAAUCCAUGGAUUCGUUUUGGCCUAGAGGACAGCUACAUCCUGUUUUAUUUCUGAAAGUGUAUGGAAUGGAAAGAUCUACAGAUUACAAAUAUUCAAGAAAAGUUGAUUCUCAUUCUAAAUGCAAUGAUGAGGAAGCUGAAGCUGUGCUAAAAUAUAUCAAAGUGUUAGUGAAAGAACAUGAUGUUAAACAUGAGAGCAUAGCAGUCCUCACUCCUUAUGGUGCACAAAAGAAUCUUGUUGCUGAAAUGAUAAAGAAUGACUGUGAGCUAAAAACAAAGGAAAGUUUAAGUGUUGCUACUAUAGUUGAGAGUCAAGGUGAUGAGUAUGAUAUUGUCAUACUAACAACUGUCAGAUCACAAGAAGUCAGUGAAAUUAGGUAUAAACAGUAUGUUCAACCUGACAGACAAUGGUUAAAUGAAAAUCUUGGUUUUCUGACUGAUGAUCAUCAGAUCAAUGUUGGUAUCACUCGUGCUAGAUAUGGGCUUAUAAUCAUUGGUAAUGAUAUAUUACUAAAGUAUGAUGCAACAUGGAAUAAGCUGAUUGAAAUUUAUGAAAGUGAAGGAUGCAUUCGUACAGUAUAGUUAGCAAUAGUUUAAAUUAUUUUUGAAGCAUCGGCUGAUAUAUUUAUGUAACAUACUUGUAUUUUAGAUUAAUUUUUAUCUCCUUUUGAUUAAUAUAAACGAAAAAAUAAUUAUUAUAUUUUUAUUAUCUAUGUGAAUUAAAGUUUGCCACUUUUAUAGAGUUGAAUAUUUAAGAA